Messenger RNA from Caenorhabditis angaria, 359 nucleotides. The record is from the annotation of a GenBank genome assembly. Lineage: Eukaryota; Metazoa; Nematoda; Chromadorea; Rhabditida; Rhabditidae.
AUGUCGGCAAUUCGUUUCACAGUUUUAGCCAUUUUGGCUCUAGUUGCAGUAACUCUUUCAAAUCCAGCUGAAAGAAGUGCACUUUCAUGUAAAAUGUGUGAACUUGCUGUGAAUAAAUAUGUCAAUUCUGCUGACAAGGAUGUUACUGCAAUUAAAAAGGUAUGGAAAUCUUUGCGGUUUUGAUCUACCAAGUAAAAUUCCAGGAUUUCGACGCUGAAUGUAAGACCCUCUUCCAUGCGAUUCCAUUUGCUCCACAAGAAUGUGAACACUAUGUCAACAAUAAAAUCGAUCCAAUCAUCAAGGAAUUGGAAGGAGGAACUGCUCCAAAAGAUGUUUGCACCAAAUUGCAUGAGUGUUAA